This is a messenger RNA of Elgaria multicarinata webbii, 4921 nucleotides long. It is a transcript of the gene PRDM15, whose product is annotated as PR/SET domain 15. The record is from RefSeq and is a predicted model, not a curated record. The transcript has 24 exons. Bases 58 to 3504 code for a protein of 1148 amino acids. NCBI's taxonomy places the organism in Eukaryota, Metazoa, Chordata, Lepidosauria, Squamata, Anguidae. Gene Ontology annotation, biological process: regulation of transcription by RNA polymerase II. Gene Ontology annotation, molecular function: protein binding; RNA polymerase II cis-regulatory region sequence-specific DNA binding; DNA-binding transcription factor activity.
GGAACCUGGAGCCCGGAUUCGAUCCGGGUGCGGACAUUCCAAAAGCAGAUUUCAGAAAUGGCAGAAGAUGGCAGUGAGGAGACCAUGUUCAUAUGGUGUGAAGAUUGUAAUCAGUAUCAUGAUUCAGAAUGCCCAGAGCUUGGUCCAGUGGUGACUGUCAAAGAUUCCUUUGUGUUAAGUAGGGCAAGAUCAUCCCUUCCUUCCAACUUGGAGAUUAGGCAACUUGAAGAUGGCACUGAAGGUGUUUUUGCAGUAACUCAGCUGGUCAAACGUACCCAGUUUGGCCCCUUCGAAUCCAAGAGAGUUACCAAAUUGGAAAAGGAGUCAGCAUUUCUUUUGAAGGUUUUUCAGAAAGAUGAGCCUCCAGUGUAUUUUGAUACCUCUAAUGAAGAUUAUUGCAACUGGAUGAUGAUGGUGAGACCAGCCAACCAAUAUGAACAUCAGAACCUGACUGCCUUUCAGCACGAUAAUGAUAUUUACUUCACUACUUCCCGGGACAUCCCACCGGGAACUGAGUUAAGAGUAUGGUAUGCAGCUUUCUACGCCAAAAAAAUGGAAAAACCAGUACUAAAGCAAGUUUCUAGCAUUGCCAAUGAUGUGUGUUUAGUUGUGAUGGAAUGUGACCAAGAAGGAAACAAAAGUACUUCAGAUCCUGGUGUGUUUUCUCUGAAAACGCUCAAGAAUUUCCAGUCUGCUAAAGGUGAAUCUUCAGAACACCUGCGGAGUCACUUGGAGCAAUCCAAAGGAACUCCACGGAACCAUCAAAAUGAUGCCCUUCCCGAGAAGGCUGUGGUGGCUCCCCCUGCAGACCAACCCAUCCCCUGUGAAAGUGCCAAUACCUCUGCGGAUGUGAAGAGAAAACCACGAAGGGGGAGAAAGCCCAAAGUAGCAAAAGUAGAAACUCCUCUUGUGAUUGUGGAUGAUAAAGAACCUUCUGUGGAACAUGUUGCUGAAAUCAUUACGGAGAUUCCACCUGAUGAUACAGCUCUUCCUUCUUCAGCAGAAGAAAGGAUUAUGGAACUGAUGCUAGGGAAGCUGCCCAGUACUGCAAACAGUAUGAAUUCAAUAACAAAGUUUCCUCAUCAUCAGAGUUCUAUGACCUUCAAGAGAAGCUUAAUGCUCUCCAGCAGACAUGGGAUACGGCGCAGGCUGAUCAAGCAACUUGGGGAACACAAGCGAGUCUAUCAGUGUAACAUAUGCAGCAAACUGUUUCAGAACAGCAGCAACCUCAGCAGGCACAUCCGCUCCCAUGGCGACAAGUUGUUCAAAUGUGAGGAAUGUGCUAAGCUUUUCAGCCGAAAAGAGAGCUUGAAGCAGCAUGUUUCGUACAAACACAGUAGGAAUGAGGUUGACAAUGAGUACAGGUACAGGUGUACUAUAUGCGACAAAGCUUUUAGGAUAGAGAGUGCAUUAGAGUUCCACAACUGUAGGACAGAUGACAAGACGUUUCAGUGUGAUAUGUGUUUCAGAUUCUUUUCUACGAACAGCAACCUCUCAAAACACAAAAAGAAACACGGGGACAAGAAAUUUGCCUGUGAAAUCUGCAACAAGUUGUUCUACCGGCGGGAUGUCAUGUUGGAUCACCAGAGGCGACAUCUGGAAGGAGUGAGGCGUGUAAAAAGGGAGGACUUUGAGCACAGUGCAGAGAGCAUGGUCCGCUACAAGAAAGAGCCUUCCGCGUGCCCUGUGUGUGGAAAGAUAUUUUCAUGUAGGAGCAACAUGAACAAGCAUCUCUUAACCCAUGGCGAUAAGAAAUACACCUGUGAGAUUUGUGGCCGUAAAUUCUUCAGGGUAGAUGUGCUGAGAGAUCAUAUUCAUGUUCAUUUUAAGGACAUAGCCAUAAUGGAUGACCACCAGAGGGAAGAGUUCAUUGGAAAAAUCGGCAUCUCUUCAGAGGAAAAUGAUGAAAACUCAGAUGGAAGUGUGGAUUCUGAGCCUCACAAGUAUAGCUGCAAAAGGUGCCAGUUGACGUUUGGCCGAGGAAAAGGGUACUUGAAACACAUCAUGGAAGUUCACAAGGAGAAGGGCUAUGGCUGUAGCAUCUGCAAUAGACGCUUUGCUUUGAAGGCAACUUACCACGCGCACAUGGUCAUUCAUCGGGAGAACCUGCCUGACCCCAAUGUGCAGAAAUAUAUCCAUCCAUGUGAAAUCUGUGGAAGGAUUUUUAACAGCAUAGGGAAUUUAGAACGGCAUAAACUUAUUCAUACAGGUGUAAAAAGCCAUGCCUGUGAACAGUGUGGUAAGUCGUUUGCAAGGAAGGACAUGUUGAAAGAACACAUGAGAGUCCAUGACAAUAUUCGAGAGUAUCUGUGUGCAGAGUGUGGCAAAGGCAUGAAAACAAAACACGCACUGCGCCACCACAUGAAGCUUCAUAAAGGGAUAAAGGAAUAUGAAUGCACCGAGUGUCAUCGGAAAUUUGCGCAGAAAGUCAACAUGCUUAAGCACUACAAAAGGCAUACAGCAGGGAUCAAAGAUUUCAUGUGUGAACUCUGCGGGAAGACCUUCAGCGAGAGGAAUACAAUGGAGACCCAUAAACUAAUUCAUACAGUGGGAAAGCAGUGGACGUGCUCCGUGUGUGAUAAAAAGUAUGUCACGGAUUACAUGCUUCAGAAGCACGUCCAGCUGACUCAUGAUAAGGUGGAAGCCCAGAGUUGUCAGCUCUGUGGAACAAAGGUUUCUACUAGAGCUUCAAUGAGUCGUCACAUGAGACGAAAGCACCCAGAGGUGCUGUCAGUUAGGAUUGAUGACUUGGACCAGCUCUCAGAGACCACGACCGUGGAUGCUUCCUCUAUAGGAAUUGUGCAGCCAGACCUAGCCCUGGAACAGGGAGAGCUACCAGAAGGCAAGCACAUGAAGGCUCAUAAACGAGGCCAUAAACGGAAACCGAAGCCUGGUGAAGAGGAGGAAACCCAAGUGCCUGAGGAUUCUGCCUUCAGUGAAUAUACAGAAAAGGAAGUGGAAUUCACAGGGAAUGUGGGAGAUGAGACCAAUUCAGCUGUGCAAAGCAUUCAGCAGGUGGUUGUAACCCUUGGAGACCCAAAUGUCACCACCCCUUCUAGCUCCGUUGGUCUGACCAAUAUUAGUGUUACUCCAAUCACCACAGCAGCUGGAACCCAGUUUACAAAUCUACAACCUGUGGCUGUAGGCCAUCUUGCCACGCCGGAACGUCAGUUACAGCUAGACAAUUCCAUUCUCACUGUGACCUUUGAUACAGUCACUGGCUCUGCCAUGUUGCACGGUAACCGCCAAAACGAUAUCCAGAUCCAGUCACAGCCAGAGGCAACCAACCCCCAAUCAGUCGCCCAUUUUAUAAACCUGACAACUCUGGUGAACUCCAUCGCUCCAUUAGGGAGCCAGAUAUCAGAACAGCAUCCCUUAACAUGGAGAGCAGUGCCUCAAAGUGAUGUCCUGCAGACUCAGGCCCAGCCAACACAACCGCAGGCAGGGCAGCAACAGGUUCAGACAGAACAGCAGCAGCAGCAGCAGCAGAUGUACAGCUACUAACUUAUACUUCAGAGAAGACACCAAACUGUGAAUGGGCUUGUAGGAGCCUGUGGGACACAUAAGCCAGAUCAAUUGCUGGAAACCAAACAGUGGUGCAAGAAAGAGUUUAUAUAAUGGAAUAUAUGCUGAUACUGGCCCAGCAGCUUGAAAUAAGCCUUGAGAAUCUUGAACGGAAGUCACCCCCUACUCAAAGAAAGUAUGGGUAACAUCAGCUCAUCAUGGUUGACUGGGAGUAGUGACAAUUCUGAGGUCUCAGAGGAGUCAGGACACAUUUGACAAGGGCAGGGGGAGAAGAGAAAUAGUAAAUACAAAUGUAACGUCUUCAAAACUCAUUCAGCAAGAACGUAUUAAGUGUAAAGUUUGCAGUCAGCUAUGAUGCGCUGGACUGGCUGUAGGAUGUGAGAGUUUAAGUGAGCAAAAAAAAAGUUUCUCUUUCUCUUUCUUAGAUCAGUUCUGUAUCUAAUGGAACGUAUGGAAAAAUAAGUGGGUGGCAGUAGGGUGGGAAUAGUCUGUGAUGUGAAAUGUGCCUCAUUUCAUGCAUUGUUUCCAUUAUGGUGAUGGGGGAACCACGCUACCAAUCAGAUGACAUGGGGUGUCACCUGAAAUAGAUAGCCAAUCUGACGUUAAAGCAACAUUUAUGGUCUUCUACCUAGUAAAAUUAAAACUUGAAUCAAGCUUGUUGUGAACUAAAUCCCUAAUGUGAUAAUAGAAUUAUUUACAGAACUGCUUGUUGAUUAAAUAUUAUGUUUAGCUAAUAGGCCUGAAGAGCCAUUCUUCCCAUUGAAAUUGGAUUUGCCACUUGGCUGUUAAUUCACUAAUUAUUCUGUCAUUUCAUAAAUGUUGGGAGGGUGUGGUUAGAAGAGUCAUUCUUCCAUAAUGCCCUUUGUACUAUGUUCUUGAUGAAUGUUUGCCAAUUAAGGGACAUUUUCUAAGUUGACCUCAUGUAUCUUUUCAUUCCUUUAUUUGUAAUAAUUGAUACAUGGAUUCUGCUCAGAAAGAAACAUACAGUGCACAACAUCAUAUUGCCUGGGUGCAAAUAAUAGUGUCAUACCCAUUGUAGAUUAUGUUGACCACAAGGAGGCAUCCUAUGCUAACGCUAAUGAAAAACACUUGAGUACAAAAGGUAGGAAGGUGUAGGACUAUUGUGUUAUCUGAAGAGGGCACCAUUAUAAAUUUUAUUUGCCACAUCUGGCAUUAAAUCCCAAUUCAUUCUAUCUCUUCUGUGGAAUGACUGAGGUUGUAUCCUCAGGAAAUAAAGGAGAACGGCCCAGCAGUUGCUGAACAAGAAUGAAUAAAAGUUUCUCUUGCCUUUGCGAACAGUAAUUCUUGCUAGACAAGCGAUGAAGAAAAUACUUUUGUACAGUUGUGUAUAUAUUCACAGUUACUUUUGACAGUAAAUGGAUGUUGAUAUUGACAA